AUGUCUCUCUGGAGCUCUUACCGCGGCCUCGCCCCCAAAACCCGGGCCUUGUUCGGUAUCGGCCUCAUGGCCUGGGCAGGUAUCGGAUUAUGGACCACACCCCAGGUAGAAAGCGCAUUGGGCAUGCAGGCCUCGAAGGAGGAGCAGGAUGCGCUGGAUCGGAAGUUGGCAGUGCGCGUGUCGCGUGUCGGAGGAGAGGAAGGGGAGACAUCGGAUAGCCGGGCGAACUGA
Penicillium concentricum is the source of this 231-nucleotide messenger RNA. RefSeq lists its product as uncharacterized. Bases 1 to 231 code for a protein of 76 amino acids. The record is from RefSeq and is a predicted model, not a curated record. The transcript is spliced from 2 exons. NCBI's taxonomy places the organism in Eukaryota, Fungi, Ascomycota, Eurotiomycetes, Eurotiales, Aspergillaceae.